Messenger RNA from Cotesia congregata, 1974 nucleotides. The record is from the annotation of a GenBank genome assembly. Lineage: Eukaryota; Metazoa; Arthropoda; Insecta; Hymenoptera; Braconidae.
AUGUUUCUUUUAUCUUUUUCAAAUCAUGAAAAUAUUAUUCAAUUGAUUGGACUUGAAAAAGCUAACAAUGAUCGUGAUAUUUACCUAGUUUUUGAAUUCAUGGAGACUGAUUUACACAAUGUUAUCAAAAGAGGUAAUAUUUUGAAAGAUAUUCACAAAGUAUUUAUCAUGUAUCAACUAUUUAAAGCUACCAAAUAUAUUCACUCGGGUAAUGUUAUCCACAGAGAUUUAAAACCCUCAAAUAUUCUUCUUAAUGCUCAAUGCCAUUGUAAAAUAGCAGACUUUGGGCUGGCUAGAUCAGUCACGCAAAUCGGUGAAGGAGACGGAGAAACUGGUAGUGACCCUACUUUAACGGAUUAUGUUGCAACAAGAUGGUAUAGAGCACCAGAAAUAUUGAUAGCAUCGAAAAAAUAUACAAAGGGAAUAGAUAUGUGGUCUCUGGGUUGUAUUCUCGGUGAAAUGUUACUUGAAAAGCCACUUUUUCCCGGCUCUUCAACAAUUAAUCAAGUUGAGAGAAUAAUGGCAACUUUACCACCCCCUACACCAGAAGAUAUUAUUUCUGUAAGCGCUGGAUAUGGAUCAAAUUUAUUAGAAAAAGUUCCUAAUACAUCACGACGUACGUUACAGCAAUUAUUUAUUGAUGUACCAACAAAGGCACUUGAUUUAAUUGAAAAACUUAUUGUAUUUAAUCCAAAUAAUCGAUUAACUGCUGUUGAAGCGCUUGAACAUCCAUACGUUGCUGAUUUUCAUCAUCGGGCUAAUGAACCUGAGCGUGGUGCUAAUGUUAUACCUCCAUUGCGUGAUGACGUUCAAUUGAGGGUUGAAGAUUAUCGGAAUAAACUAUAUGCUAUGAUGGAUGAAAAACAUCGAAAACAUAAAAAUAUGAUAAAACAAAACUUUUUAACCAAGUGUAAACCUAAAGUCAGACGGAUUUCGGAGCAUAUUCGGAAAGAUACAGGACAAGGUGACGCUGUUGCUAAAAAAAAUCUUCAAUUUUCGAACAAUGAUGUACGAAAAGAGAGAGAAUUUAAUGAAUCUUUUAAACAAUCCUACAAUUUUGAAAGUAAAAAUAUAUCCCAGUACGCUCAUAACUUAAUAAAUGGAAAUUUAAAUCGUAAUGUACCCCCUAAUCAAACUAAAAGUUGUCAAUGUUUUCAUCACCAUCAUCAUCAACAGCAACAGCAACAGCAACAGCAACAACAACAACAACAACAACAACAACAACAACAACAACAACAAUCUAUAAAAUAUCAACCUUCUGUGCAAUCUGAUCAAAUGACAGCAUCUGGAGUUAACAAUAAAUUAAAUACAACAAUAUCUAUAAAUCACCCGAAAAAAUUAUUACGCCGUAGUGUGAAAUAUAAUGGAUUUAUUGAUAACAAUAGUUACAAAAAUAACAGCAACAAAUAUUCGGAAAUAAUAAAUGGUAACGUUAAAACAAGAUAUUCAUUGAUUAAACGAGAAAAUAAUGAGGAUAAUAGCCCAUCAGUAUUAAGUAGUUAUCAUUUUGUUAAUAAUUAUCUUGUUGGAACAACAAACAAUAUUACUAAACAUUUUGCUAUGGGAAAUGGAGAAAAUGGAACUAAUGUAAUCGAUAGAAAUUCAUCUCAAAGUCAAGUAAUACAAAAUUACUUGAAUCAAACAAUACCUUUUAGAGCAACAACAACAACAACAACAACAAAAGGUGCAAUAAACAAUCGGAUAAAGGGAGAAAGAAAAGUUAACAACAUUAUUAUUAAUAAUAAUAAUAACCGGUGUAAAAAUGAUACUACUGUUAAUCAAGUAAUAAGUGGAUAUAAAUUAACGCGCAGUCAAAUUAUUAAAAAUAAUCAUCUUAAACAUGGAAUUGUUAUUCAAAAACAAUCUAAUACUAAAAAUUUACGUUACAAUAAUAUAAACAACUAUAAUCAAAAUCACGGUGUUAUUACAGCUUCUGCGUACAGUGAUUUAUGUAACCGAUCUGCUGUUGGGUAA